AUGGUGUGCACCGUCCAGGUCAAGUUAGAGCUGGGACACCGUGCCCAGCUGCGGAAGAAACCCACCACGGAGGGCUUCACCCAUGACUGGAUGGUGUUUGUCCGCGGCCCCGAGCAGUGCGAGAUCCAGCACUUCGUGGAGAAGGUGGUCUUCUGGCUGCACGACAGCUUCCCCAAGCCCAAACGCGUGUGUAAGGAGCCCCCCUACAAAGUGGAGGAGUCGGGCUACGCUGGCUUCAUCAUGCCCAUUGAGGUGCACUUCAAAAACAAGGAGGAGCCCAGGAAGGUGUGCUUCACCUAUGACCUGUUCCUGAACCUGGAGGGUAACCCGCCGGUGAACCACCUCCGCUGUGAGAAGCUGACCUUCAACAACCCCACCUACGAGUUCCGGUGCAAGCUCCUGAGGGCAGGCGGGGUGAUGGUAAUGCCCGAAGGAGCAGAAACCGUGUCCAGGCCCAGCCCCGACUACCCCAUGUUACCCACAAUUCCACUCUCUGCCUUCUCUGACCCCAAGAAGACCAAACCGGCCCACAGCACCAAGGACGCCAACAAGGAAAGUGGCAAGUCCUCCAAGCCACACAAGGCAAGCAAGGAACACCGCGAGCGGCCGCGCAAGGACUCGGAGAGCAAGAGUGCCGCCAAGGAGCCGGAGCGUGAGCCAGCCAAGGCCACCAAGGACGUGCCCCGCAAGCUGGCUGAGGGCCGGCCGCCCAAGGAGGAGAAGGCAGCGCCGCCCAAGGCCGCCUUCAAGGAGCCCAAGCUGGCCCUGAAGGAGCCCAAGCUGGAGAGCCUGUCCCCCAAGGGGGGCCCUCCGGCCCCACCCCCGCCCAAGUCUUCCAGCAAGCGGCCCGCCACCUCGGACUCGCCGAAGCCCAGCACCAAAAAGCAGAAGAAGAGCAGCUCCAAGGGGCCCCGAAGUGCCCCCAGCACCUCGCCUCGCACCUCGUCUUCCUCCCUCUCGGACAGAAAGCCCGCCAAGGACAAGGGCAGCGGCAAAGGGGAGAAGCUGCAGGCAGAGCGUGAGCCCAAGGAGGCCAAGAAGGCUGUGGAGGUGGAGGGAUCCCACUCGGAGGACGAGGCCUCCUUCAAGUCCGAGUCGGCCCCAUCCAGCCCGUCCAGCUCCAGCUCCAGCGCGGACUCCAGCUCGGACUCGGACUUCGAACCAUCCCAGAACCACAGUCAAGGCCCCCUGCGCUCCAUGGUAGAGGACCUGCAGUCGGAGGAGUCAGAUGAGGACGACUCUUCUUCUGGAGAGGAAGCGGCCGUCAAGACGACAAACCCAGGGCGGGAUUCCAGGCUGAGCUUCAGUGACAGCGAGAGCGACAAUAGUGCCGACUCCUGCCUGCCCAGCCGUGAGCCCCCGCCCCCCCAGAAGCCGCCCCCACCCAACAGCAAGGCCUCCGGCCGCCGGAGCCCCGAUUCUUGCAGCAAGCCUGACAAGAUCCUCAAAAAGGGCGCCUACGACAAGGCCUACACUGACGAGCUGGUGGAGCUGCACCGGAGGCUGAUGGCCCUGCGCGAGCGCAACGUGCUGCAGCAGAUCGUCAACCUGAUCGAGGAGACGGGCCACUUCAACGUCACCAACACCACCUUCGACUUCGACCUCUUCUCCUUGGACGAGACCACCGUGCGAAAGCUGCAGAGCUACCUGGAGGCUGUGGCCACAUGACCCGGGGCGGAGCCUGCACCGGGGCCCCGCCUCCCGCCCGCCAGCCCGCAGCGCUGCCUUAGCCACCGCCCUGCCCUUGGCCCGCACCGCCUGCUGCACUUUCCUCGGCGGCGUCUGGCCCGCCCUCCCCACUGCUCCCUGGGGCCUUGGCCCGAGGGGGGCCUAGUGCCCUCACCCUCCUCUCGGCCGGGAAGGGCUUUGCGUUGAAGACUUGCGGGGCCGCCGGUGUGGACAUGGAAGGGGCAUCUGGCUGCGGGUUCCUCGCCCAGCUGUAGGUGGCAGGUGCCAGCACUGGCCAGUGGCGGAGGCAGCGGGAGGCGGGGCCCUGCACCAGGAGCGCCCCUUUGUGCUGGCCGCCUGUACAGCCCUCUGUCUGUUGUGUGUGUGUAUCCCAUGCGUGCGUGUCUUGACAGUUGGGACA
This is a messenger RNA of Echinops telfairi (small Madagascar hedgehog), 2089 nucleotides long. It is a transcript of the gene MLLT1, whose product is annotated as MLLT1 super elongation complex subunit. Gene Ontology annotation, cellular component: super elongation complex. NCBI's taxonomy places the organism in Eukaryota, Metazoa, Chordata, Mammalia, Afrosoricida, Tenrecidae. The transcript has 12 exons. The coding region runs from base 1 to 1668 and encodes 555 amino acids. Gene Ontology annotation, biological process: regulation of DNA-templated transcription. The record is from RefSeq and is a predicted model, not a curated record.